AUGAUUGAAGAAUUGAUAAAAAAAACACUCGGAGUUAAAUUUAUGAAUUUAGAAUUUAAUGUAAAGAUGUUUGGAACAUGUGAUAAGUCAUUUCAUACGAGUUCGAGAAUACCUUCAGUAAGACGCCACUUCAUGAGAAGAUCACACUUUUAUAAACUUAUUGAACAUGACGUGUUUGACAUGUUACAAGGAUUAGUACAUGUGUUUAGAGAUUAUUUUUAUAGAAAGAUAUUGGACCAGUGUAAAGAUACAAUGAUCUUGUUUAGAAGUAGUAUAAUACAUUUUUCAACAACAUUUGAUUCAAACUCGUUGGAAUACUAUGAACUUGUAGAUUCAAAUACUGGUGGGAAUGGAGUUGAAGAAAUAAGUAAGAUGAACUUGUUUUCAGCAGCGUGUGACCCCUUGUAUUCAUGGCAACUUCUUUUCUAUGACCCAUUUAAAAAAGAAGAAACAGGAAGAAAUGAACUGGUAAAAGUGUUGUUUACAGAGAUAAUAUACUGUAUGGUGGUUUCAAUGAGUUCAAUUCGAUAUUUGAAGUUAUUAGAGUGUGUAUUUUGGAUUCUUGAUACUUUGCCAAAACAUCCACUGUGUCCAUGUAACCUAAGAUUAGCAUUGACAAACAAGUUUACACUAAGUUUGCUUAAUUUUCUGUUCUUGAAUGGUACAGGAUCACCACCCAAGCUAUCACAAGUUUCUGCAAGGAUUACACAUAAAGUGAUACCAUCCCUGAGUGUUUGGGAAUUGGAACAGUUACUAGAGUUGAUUAUGUAUUUGGGAACCUGUGCAUUCAUGAGAGUUCAUAGUGUCUGCAACUACUAUUCAACCUCAGACCUGGAUAUGUUUACCAAUUUCGAUCAUAAAAGACAUGACCACACUACUAGACUCACAACAGCCAAUAUACUACACUCUUUUUUAACGUCAUUUGUACUAGCAUGUGAAUGGGUAGAUAAUAAUUUUAAAGUGUCAGAUGUUGCAAUUAUACGUAUUUUGGAGUAUUCAGACUUUUAUAACAUGGGUGUAUACUUAUAUUUGGCCCGUAAUAAAAAGCUAAACAAGCAAAUGUUAUCGCACUUUUUAUCACUGACUCCUGAAAUAUACACAUCAAUGCCAUUGAAGGUUGGUAAAUUAGUGAAAGAUUCUGACAAAGUUGGAGAGAUUGGAGAUUUUGGAUCCUUUUCAACAUUUUCAGCCAAAAAUUUUCCUAGUAGGAAGAACAGCACAAUGCUUAAAACUAGUCCAAUUUUAAAUCAGACUGACAGAAACCCACAGGUUCAUUUUAUAAGUUGUUCAGACAGAUAUCAUGGUUUAAUAUUGAAGUUUAAGGUUGAGUUGCCUACAAGGUUUGUGUUUUCUCAAUAUAAAGACUUUUCAAAGGUGCUUGCAGAGUUAAUUGUAUCACCUCCCAAAACACAGGAACUUAAAUUGGGUCAAUUCUAUCCCUUGGAAGAGUAUGUAAAUAAUGUACCACUAAUCAAAUAUAAACUUGAAUUGGAUCCUAAAUAUAUUUAUACUAUUGGAUACACUAUAGAAACUUUUGAUAAUAUAAACAAUUUAUUUGGUGAGAAAAUAUUUGAUGAACAACCAUUUAAUCAACAACAAUUCAAUCAACAACAAUUUGAUGAAAUAUUUAAAAAUGAAAAAAUGGUAUAUAAAUUAAUAAAUGGUACUUGUGUUGAAAUGUAUAUGACGAAUAAUUAUAUUUUUUGGAACAUUGAUUCGAAUACUACUUCUACUUAUUUCAAACAUCAAGUUGACUUGAUUCCCUUUAUAAUUGUUAAUAGUAGACUAGAUGGUGAAGUGGCAAAGUGCAUUAUUAAAUUAGACUCAUUUGUGAUAAUACCAGUUACUAACUGUUAUGUGAAGAAACAUGUGAAUGAGUUUGGACUUUUAAAUCUUGGGAAUGGGUUUGUGGUUAGACCAGCAAUUCGAACAGGUCUUUCAGUUCAUAAGACAAAAGUAUCAUUUUCAGGUGUAACUCAAUUAGACCUUUCCACAUCAGCACUAGUAAAAUUGAAUGAUAAAAUUAAUUUGACUUUGAAUCCAUGUUUGGAGGAGGUCAUGAGGUAUGAUCCAUGUCUACCAUUCAGGUUAUCUUUCAAGUUUGAAAAGGGCUUUAACGUAAAUGUUAGGCCAGAUUUCUACAUUGGACUUGUUUCUGAUCGAGAGAAACUUUUAUGGUUCAGUAAUGGCGAUCUCUACAUCUCAACCAAUUUCCACGUUCCUUCUAAAGAUAAUGAAUAUCGCAAGAUUAAUUGUCUACCUUUUUACGAAACGGAUGUUAUCUCAGUAUCAUUUAACCCUCAAGAGUCCAGUUUGUACUUUACAGUAACGAAUCAAACGGUUAAAUUAGACUUUCAUAGUUAUUAUUACCACAUCACCAGUGUUUAUACUGACAAUAUUAUUGCCUCCACCAAUACCAAUACUAAUACUGAGGAUACUGGUACUAAUACAAGAGCUCUCUCUACUACCAAUACGAAUCCUAUUCCUACCAAUAAAAGUACUCUCUCUACUGAUAAUAGUGAUAGUGGUUCUGAUUAUGGUUAUACAUGUGCAGAUAGAAGAAAUUUGAUAAAUGCAGUAAUAUUUGACGAUUUGGCAAAAAUUAAAAGCUUUUUAGAGUUCCCAUGUGAGUUGUUUGAGAAUGGUUGUGACGACCACUUUGACGUUGACGGACAUGACUACUUUUUGUAUUCACCCAUUUAUAUUGCAUGUAAUUUGGGGAAACUAUCACUUCUGAAGCUUAUGGCGCUAAAUAAGAAUAUUAACUUUGAUGUCAAGUCCGGGCCUUAUAAAUCAACACCGUUAAUGGGUGCAGUUCAAGGCGGUCACUACGACGUGGUUUACCACCUGCUAACCAUUCACUCAAUAGACAUUAACGCAGUUGAUUCUUCUGGACAUAAAUGUCUAUACUACUCACUUUUCAGGUCAAAAGAAAUCAACUUUAAGAUUGUUGAGCUUUUGUUGAACUUUGGCGCUGACGUGCAUUCCGAUGGGACGGGUUCAAUUUCAGAGAAUUUGCACUCAAUUCCAGGCAACAAUAAUUUGCACAAAAAGUUAAUUGAUAACCACAAGCUUCAGAAGGGUGUUUUCUACAAGUCGAACUGGUCACUACUACAGAAUCUUCACAUUUUCAUGUCGAACAAACUGUAUGUCAAGUAUAAUAUUAAGGUGGAUCCGAGUGUUUUGGGUCCAAUUUCCACUUUACCCCAAACUGCCACGCCAGUUACCGCUGGUAUGAGUAGUCCUGAGUUUUUGAGCCCUGACCGACGAAUUGAGAGUCCAGACGACACUGACAUUCUAGAGUUGAUGGGUAACUUUUUGGGUAAGCUGACUGAAGAUGUUAAAGAGGGUAUAAAUACAACGAUGGAUUUACUUACUGAAGGGCUACAACACUUGCAUUCAAGCAAGACUGAUUUUUCCACAAAAAACUCUGGAUUCAGUGCCCUCAACUCUGGAAUUUCACUCAAUAGCAUUAAAAAUAUGACUAGUUUGAAAAAUACAACUAGUAUAAGAAGUUUUAAUAGUAAAACUAGUAUCAACAAUACUUUGGGCACAAUGGGUACAAUCGGUAGUAGCCUGAAUACUAUGAGUAGUAGUAAUAUAAAAGUGGUAUUGAAUAAUAUAAUAAAUGAAGAUACUGUACAAAUGAGUAAUUUAGUAAUGAAGUAUGUAGAAGAGAGUUUGGAGAUUAUAAGAAAGACAUUAUAUAAAAUGAAAACGGGGUUAGAUGAGACAAAUCCAUUGAUGAAGUCUGUUUGGAAUGAGUUAAAUUUAACAUUGAAGGAGUUUAUAAUUUAUCACUUGUGCAAGUUCAUCAAGGCUAUAGAAUCUGAAACUGAUGAACUGUUGAAGAACUUUAUUGCCCUAGCAAAUAGUUUUAUUAAUCAAUUAUCUGAGUGUGAAGGAUUAAGUAUAGUAUCUGAAACUCAGUAUAUAAUUCUAAAAUUUAUAAGAUUUGAAAAUCAACUUGUAUCUUUUGGAAUUGCAAAUAACGAACUAUUGUUUACACAAAGAUUAAGAAGAAAUUCACAAUUAUUAACAAAUUUACAAAUUAUUGAUUCUUACUCUUUUGAUCUAGGCUUUUAUAUUUAUACAUCUUCACACAAUGCUCUAACAGAUGAAAUCAAUAAAUUACCAUCUAACACUAAUAAAUUACAAGUAAAUGAUAAAUUACGAUCUAACACUAAUACACUGCAACUAAAUAAGAAUGGUAUGGAAUAUAGUACAAUGGUUGGAGGAAAUAUGUAUAUGUUUGACAGAUUAAGAAUGGAAUUGAAUAAUGAAAUGACAUUUGAAUUGGAUAGGACAUUGGUAAGUUUAUUGGAUUUGUUAAAAAAUAGUGAAAAUCAAUUGGAGACUUUGGCUAAGAUAUUGAUAUAUUCUAAGAAUCCGGAUGAUAUGUUGGUACAUUUACCACCUUCAGACUCACAACUCUGGUCGCCAAUAAACAUAACGGCAGAUACUAUGUUCAAUAAUGUUCAGGAGUUGAGAGGCAAAAUUUUAAAGCUCAAAAAUACGUUUCCACUCUCAGAUAUGGACCUACACCUCAUGUACACAGUUUUAUGGAAAUUAUUAAACCAAUAUACUAGCUGUGAAUUUGUUGAAGAUCAGAAAAAUAACACAGAAAUGAAAAUUAUAAACCUUCUACAAGGAAUUGGAUUAAUUAAUGAUAUGUUUCAGUUUGGGAAUUAUAAAAUGACACAUUUUGAUAAAAUCACAGGAAUUGAAAGUAAAUCAUUUACUAAUGGUGAAAAUAUUUUAAGAUAUAAUUUUAUGAACUCAUCCUCACAAAAUAAUGAGAUAAAUUUGGAUGGAAUUGGAGAAAAUUUGUAUAUUCGACCAGUUUCUUCCCCACACCUAAUUAAUAGAAGUGAUACUAAUCUUAGUCGAAAUUCAGGUUGUUCACACUUAUAUUUGGACCUUUUCAAUAAUAAUAUCAACCGCUCAGAUUUAACCGUUAAUACUACCGAUGCUAUUGUUAACGGUGAUUUAGAUGAAAAUGUACUCUACGAAUCAAAUAACAUAAAUACACUUGAAAAUAUUAGAUCCAAUGGUUUAAAUACAUUUGAAAAUAUAAAUACAACCAAUAAUUUAAAUACAUUUGAAAAUAAUAGAUCCAAUGAUUUAAAUACAGUAUUAAAUAGAUUGAAUAAUGAGAGUAGUAAAGGUUUGGAAGCCAAUCUUGGUACAAACAGUGGUGGUAAUUGGAAUGGUAGGGAUCUUGGCUCUGAUUACAUAUUUCACAGUUUAUCGCUGAUACUCUUGGCAGACCGCAUACGAUACUUUGAAGUGAUCUCUGAUGUGUUCAGAAAUGUUAUUCCGAUCAUAUCAACAAUACUUAAUCAACCGCUGAUACAAUAUAGACCAAUCAAUUCACUCAUUUCAAAAGGAUUUGAAGAUUAUUAUGGAAUAAAACAAGGUGAAAAUGAAUAUAUAUAUAAGGAUUCAUUUAUCAAUAUACAAAAUGAUAUUGAGGGUAAAAGAAAUGUAUAUGAAGAUUGGAAUAUGAGUUGUUUAAGUAACAAUUCUAUGAAUAAGAGUUUUAGUGUUUGUAUGGGUCCAAUAAUGCCGAUACAUUUCACUGAUUAUUUGAAAAAUAAACCAUUGGUGAAGAGAAAUGUAUUGAACGAGAUGUAUGAGAAGAUAUUUACGCUAGGAAGUUUAAGUGUUGAUAGGCCAUAUUUUUCAGUACGGGUUGACCGAGGAAUUGCACACACGACGAAGUUGUUGAGGAAUUCUCUGUGGUUCCAGAGCACUGCACAGAUUCUGAAUUGUAACCCUAAUAUUUUGCGUGCGAAAAAUAAUCAAAGACCAUUCAUGGUUGUAUUUAAGGGAGAAGGCUCAACGGAUUUUGGAGGACCGUUCCAGGAACUUUUAACAUGUAUCUCUAACGAGUUUAUGUUCCCACUCACACCAGACAAUGAUUCACAGUCCGCAACAAUCAAGUGCCAAAAUACCAUAAACAAUUAUGGUAUGCACCAGGAUACGGUACUUAUCAAGUUCUCACACUAUCCAGUAAAUAAUCUGUUUACCCAAAAUAGUACAUUAAAUGAUGAAAAAGGAUUAAACAAAGAUCAGACUGAGAGGGUCGAUAAAGGGAAUAGUAUAUUUACACUUGGAUGCUGUGAUUUGGGAGUUUGUUGUAGUAGCGGAUGCUGUUGUGUGUUGUCAACUUUCCCAUUUGAUGAGCCUGUAGGUUCAAAGGAUAUUGGGUCUAGUUGCCGUUGCGGAGCCAGUGAGCUUUACUCAGAUUCAUGUACACAAAGCGUGCCAAUGGAACUGAGUAUGUAUGAGAGUCUGGGAAGACUAUGCGCAAUGUGUCUGUGCAUGAUGAACCCACUCAACAUUGCAAUCAAUCCAAUUAUAUGGAAAAAAUUGCUCUGCUCAAACUUAAAGUUGAUUGAUUUACUGGACUGUGAUAAGAUGAGCGUUGACUUGUUGCAGAGAUUUGCAUCUUUGGAGUCCUCUGGAGCAGUCACUGAGGGGGAUGUUAACGGAUUGGUGUUUAGCAUUGAAAGCGCAGAAGGAAAUACUUUGGAUUUGGUGGAAAACGGCUCUAACUUGCCAGUUUCACCCUCAAAUCUGGCCAAAUAUUUAACUUUAGCAACGCUCUUUAGACUCACUGAAGGAGAUCUAGGAUGCUCAUUCCUAGCUAAAGGAAUGAACUCAGUAGUUCCAAUAGGAAGACUUAGAACACUUUUGGACCCAAGAUCACUAGAAUUUGUCGUUUGCGGAGAUUCCCUAGUAGAUUUAGCAGUGCUCAGAGCACACACUGUGUCAUACUCACUUAACCUCAAGAAGGACUUGUUUGACGUCUUGUCAAGAUUCACCAAUGAAAUGUUACAGCUUUUCCUUAGAUUCGUUUCUGGUAGAUCAAGACUACCUCAUCCCAACUCUGAUUGGUGUUUAAGAUUAGAAUAUGAUAAUAAACCCGAUGAAGAUGCCGAUAAGAGAUUACCUACCUCUGCGACAUGUAGUUUUAGGCUUUUGAUGCCCAAAUACUCGAGCCUCGAUAUCAUGUACAAAAGGUUAAUUUACGCUAUUGAAAACUGCAUCGCUAUUGACCUGGAUGCACACGUGGUCCAUGACGAAAUGCAAUUAUCCAUCAAUUAA
Theileria annulata is the source of this 7113-nucleotide messenger RNA. RefSeq lists its product as uncharacterized. Bases 1 to 7113 code for a protein of 2370 amino acids. The transcript has 2 exons. Gene Ontology annotation, molecular function: ubiquitin-protein transferase activity; protein binding. Lineage: Eukaryota; Apicomplexa; Aconoidasida; Piroplasmida; Theileriidae. The record is from RefSeq and is a predicted model, not a curated record. Gene Ontology annotation, cellular component: cytoplasm.